AUGGCAGCUCUACGUCCCUUGUUGUCCCCGCUACGUCAAUAUGGCCGCUCACUUUCUACCUCGACAAAACCCGGUCCCCGUCAUCUCCUGUCCAUAUCCGAGCUCACACCCACUGAGCUGAGUACCCUCGUGAAUAACGCAACAAGCUACAAAUCUUCCGCCCUCCAGCCGACAUGGUCCCAGCGCACCGCACUCUCGAGCAGAACCAUCGCGAUGCUCUUCUCCAAGCGCUCCACGCGCACGCGCAUCUCGACAGAGGGAGCCGUUGUAGCGAUGGGCGGGCACCCUAUGUUCCUGGGCAAGGAUGACAUACAACUUGGUGUGAACGAGUCACUCUAUGAUACCUCGGUGGUGAUAUCGAGCAUGGUUGCGGGCAUCGUGGCACGAGUCGGGGCGCACUCGGAGAUUGCAAACCUUGCAAAGGACAGCUCUGUGCCCGUGAUCAAUGCACUGUGCGAUACCUAUCACCCCAUGCAGAUCAUUGCCGACUUUGCGACCCUGACACAAGCCUUUUCCACGCCGGCGGAGAAAUUGAAGGGGUUGAAGAUCGCCUGGGUGGGAGAUGCCAACAAUGUAUUAUACGACAUGUGCAUCGGUGCCAGGAAGCUGGGGAUCAACAUGGCAGUGGCUACACCGAAGGGCUACAAAAUUCCCGCGAACAUAAAGCAAGAAAUCGAAGCUGCAGGGCCCGGACAGCUUUUCGAAACAAACAUCCCCGAGGAAGCAGUCAAGAAUGCAAACAUCAUAGUCACCGAUACGUGGAUCUCCAUGGGCCAGGAAUCCGAGAAGCAAAAGCGCCUGAUGGCAUUCGAUGGUUAUCAAGUGACGGAAGAAAUGGCGCGCAGAGGAGGCGCAGCGGAGGAUUGGAAGUUCAUGCACUGUCUACCGCGGCAUCCGGAGGAAGUCAGCGACGAAGUAUUCUAUGGCCCGCGAUCUCUGGUUUUCCCGGAGGCGCAAAAUAGACUGUGGUCGGCGAUUGCCACGUUGGAGGCGUUUGUGUCCCCUUCUUCGCCUCUCAGCCGCUCCUCGUCCUUCGCCCCUGGCCCGCACCGCCGCUCUCAUCCAAACCUGCAACACCUGUCCCUGGCGCCCUUGACGCCGAAAUACCCAAUCGACCCGGCCGACUACGCUGCCUACUUCGACCCAGCGACCUCGGAGCUACACACGUCCGCGUCCAUCUCCCACGUCGCGAGCUUACCGUCCCCAGGCGGGAUUCUGUCAAGGAGCGGUUCCGCAGCACAGUCGCGGGCGCAGUCGCGGGCGAGUUCCCGGACACGACUGAGUCAGAAGAAGAAUAAUCGAUCCUUCGUGACCAUUCAAGCCCCCUUGCCUCUCACGGAUGGCAGCACAAGCGUCGACGCUCCCCUCUCCGGGGCGUCGACGAGUGAAGGGCUCGGCCAUAAAUCCAUUUCACGCCUGUCAAACUUGGCAAAUCUCUCUCCACAACAGACGCAUAAUCCCUCAGACUACUCGGGUGGGCGAUCGCUACACAAAUCCGAUUCGUCAUGGUUCAUCCAAACGGGCCUCACGUUGACCGAAGGCUCAAGAGAAUCAAAGGGCCAGUCGUGGAUAUUCAAGCGCGAUUCCUCCACCUCUUUGGCUACGCCGGUCGAUGACCGACCGGCGAUGAUGAUCAGGUCUGGACGAGCGACGCCCAGCGGCAAUCUCAGCCGACGAGGCAGUUUUCAAAGACGCAGUAAGAGGUCCUUGGCCAUGACACCUGUCCCAGCUACCACGCCAAUGAUAAAUGUGGACACGACGCCAGAUUGGGCGGACGAACAGACGCAAGCGGAGAUCGCGGCACAGAUGGACGCCGAAUUCGCGGAUGAAUUGGACGAUGGCGACCCCUAUGGCAUGUUGGAUUUUGACGCCCAGUUUGACAGUGAUGACGAGGAAGAGCUACGGAAAUCAAUCAGCGGGUAUAGAUUGGGCAGAUGGAUGGAUGGGCUUGUGGAUGUUUUUCUUCGAUUAGAGGAUGACUUUUCUGCGUCUCAAGUCGACCUUGAGGCUGCAAAGACGAACAACCAAGCCGAUCCGGCUGCCUCGAAUGCUCCGCUAGCAAAAGAUGCUAACCCGCCUAGUCAUAGUGUGCGAUUCGACGAUUCAGUGGAAUCGCCUCCAGAUAGACCUAGGGGUGUAUGGGACGACGUCGCUUGGUUUGGCCGCAUGCUAGCAAGGGCCGCGCGAUCAUAG
This is a messenger RNA of Cladophialophora psammophila CBS 110553, 2193 nucleotides long. RefSeq lists its product as uncharacterized. Lineage: Eukaryota; Fungi; Ascomycota; Eurotiomycetes; Chaetothyriales; Herpotrichiellaceae. Gene Ontology annotation, molecular function: amino acid binding; ornithine carbamoyltransferase activity. Bases 1 to 2193 code for a protein of 730 amino acids. The record is from RefSeq and is a predicted model, not a curated record. The transcript has 2 exons. Gene Ontology annotation, biological process: L-citrulline biosynthetic process. Gene Ontology annotation, cellular component: mitochondrion.